Messenger RNA from Anguilla rostrata (American eel), 3312 nucleotides. Its product is annotated as glutathione hydrolase 1 proenzyme-like. Gene Ontology annotation, biological process: glutathione catabolic process; regulation of inflammatory response; peptide modification. Gene Ontology annotation, cellular component: plasma membrane. The transcript is spliced from 14 exons. The record is from RefSeq and is a predicted model, not a curated record. Bases 92 to 1978 code for a protein of 628 amino acids. Lineage: Eukaryota; Metazoa; Chordata; Actinopteri; Anguilliformes; Anguillidae. Gene Ontology annotation, molecular function: glutathione gamma-glutamate hydrolase.
CGCUUUAACCGUAACGAUGCCGACAACGCAGAUUAACACGUGAACAUUCCGCUAGUUUUUAGUUUGCCUGGGAUAAUUUUGUGUCAUUUUUAUGAGAAAAGACUCAGCGAUUCAGGAAUACUGUGAACCUUGGAGGCAGGGUUUGGAACAGGAUGAAACGGAUGAGGAUCAUGAGACGAGGAGGGGUGCUGAGACAUGGUCUGAGACAAGUCAAGGGACCAUCUUAGGCUGGCUGGCAGCACUAAGGAAAAUGGUCAAGAAGUCGAUCGUCGCUGGUGUGGUGGUACUGCUGGUGGCUUUGGUGUGUAUCUUCAUGGGCCUCAUUUUUGGAUUGGGAUAUAAGAGGAGCCACUUUUCUUCAUCAGACCACUUCUACUCAAAGGCUGCUGUGGCUGCAGAUGCAGGGAAAUGCUCCGAGAUUGGGAGGGACAUCCUAAAGAGGAACGGCUCAGCAGUGGAUGCCUCUAUCGCUGCCCUGCUGUGCGUAGGGCUCAUGAACGCUCACAGCAUGGGAAUCGGAGGGGGGCUCUUCUUCACCAUCUAUAAUGCAUCCACAGGAAAGGUAGAAACCAUCGAUGCAAGGGAGACAGCACCCAUGAACGCAACAGAAGAUAUGUUUGGCAAUAAUACCCAGCUAUCCCGGAAAGGUGGGCUGUCCAUUGCUAUUCCCGGGGAGAUCCGCGGUUAUGAGAUGGCGCACAAACGCCAUGGAAGGCUACCCUGGGCGGAGCUGUUUGAGCCCAGCAUCGCAUUGGCACGCAACGGCUUCCCCAUCGGCAAAGCACUGGCCAAAGCCAUGGCCUCGAACCAGGACGCCAUCUUGAGCGAUACAGCCUUUUGUGAAGUGUUUUGUGACAUGCACAAAAACCUCCUGAAGGAAAAUGAUAUUAUAAAAUUUCCCAAACUAGCUGACACCUACCAAAGGAUAGCAGCAGAGGGGCCCGAUGUUUUCUACAAUGGGACUAUGGCUCGCAGUAUUGUGGCGGAAAUCCAGGCAGCAGGGGGAAUUAUAACGCUGGACGACCUGGCGGGCUACGAGCCCCAGCUAAACGAAAACCCACUCAAGCUCAAUGUGGGAGAGUACACUGUGCACGUUCCAGAUGCCCCCUCCAGCGGCCCUGUGCUUGCCCUCAUACUCAACAUUGUGGAUGGCUACAACUUCACGGGUAUGAGUGUCUCUACCUCUGAGAAGAAGACGCUCACGUAUCACCGCAUCGUGGAGGCCUUUCGCUUUGCCUACGCCAAGAGGAGCCGACUCGGUGACCCUCGCUUUCUCAACAUCACAGACCUCAUUUACAACAUGACCUCAGACUACUUCGCAGACAGAAUCAGGAGCAAAAUCACUGAUGACACCACUCACCCCGACAGCUACUACGAGCCGGAGUACUUUGUCCCUGACAACCACGGAACGGCCCACCUGUCGGUCAUAGCGGAAGAUGGCAGCGCCGUGGCGGCCACCAGCACUAUUAACCUGUAUUUUGGCUCUAAAGUUAUGUCUCGUUCGACUGGGAUCAUCUUCAACGAUGAGAUGGAUGACUUCAGUUCUCCCUAUAUAACCAAUGGAUUUGGGGUACCUCCAUCACCAAACAACUUCAUCCAGCCAGGUAAAAGGCCACUUUCAUCCAUGUGUCCAACCAUCAUUUUCGACAAACACAACAAAGUGAAGAUGGUGGUGGGAGCCUCUGGGGGCACCAUGAUCACGACCGCAACCGCUCUGGUGAUUCUCAAUUCGUUGUUCUUCAACUAUGACCUGAAAAAAGCAGUGACGGAACCCAGGGUCCACAACCAGCUCAACCCCAACAAGACUAUAGUGGAGGAGGACUUUGAGAAGAGUGUGCUGGAUGGCCUGGCUCAGAAAAACCAUGUGACAGAGCUGCACCAGACCCCAGGGUCGGUGGUGCAGGCCGUGGUUCGCCAGGGAGACCAUAUCUGUGCCGAAUCUGAUCCCAGGAAAGGUGGCUAUCCAGCAGGGUACUGAUCACUGAGAGAUUGGCAUCAUUCAUCCUCAGUCCCCCACAUCUGGGGCCACAGAGCAACGAGGAAGAGCCAUGAACAAGCACAGCCAGAGGAAGAACCAUUCCCCCUUUUUAUAAGCGAUGCCCCAAGUGCCUUAGAGGGAGAUCUGAUUAUGGCCUCCUCAAGGAGAGCCAGCCAUUCUCUUGCUCCAUGUUUAGCCUGUUUUACUUCACCUGGGGUUAAACAUAACAACUCAGUUUCCAUUUCAAUACCUCUCAUUUUCACAACUGAAAUUGUUAUUUCAAAGUGUUAUUUUUUUGUCAGCAUUAUUUAUUAUCAAUUUUGUGUUUUUGAAAAACGAAGAGAUUGCAAGGCCGGGAGUGGCAUGAGAAACAAUAUUUGUAGGUGACGUUGUAGACAUGUUUGCCAACAACAGUUUCUUCCUGGAAAUAUCAAAAGAUCUUGGGAGGUGUGAUAGAUUUUGUGUGAUCAUUUCUACUUCAUUACAUACAAUCAACACCAGCCCAGUAUCUGCUUGGUGAUUACAGGGAAUAAAUUGUGUAUGUAUACAUUCACAAAAACAAAAUGAAAAGUGAGAUCAGUACUCAACAGACACUGUGAACAGAGAGAGUUUUUUAAUCAAACAGAGAUGGUUAUUCAGAGAUGAAAGGGGAAACAUUAACAGUCAGUCCACUAUUUUUUAUAUAUGGGUUGAUUGUCAACUGUCUUCUUUCUUUCUUUCGAAUAUGGCCAACAGAUUUGUUACAUUUUUCAUAUAAUAAAAUAAUAAAGGAAGAAAAAUAAAGGUAUAAAUGAAGCCUUGUCUCUAUCAUCUGUGAUCAUAUGCAAUAGCAUGGCUGAUUAGUGCAAGACUCAUUAUCUUCAUUCCGAGGUCUACUAUCUUCUUUUUUUAUGGAUUUCAUUUACAAUUUUGUUUUCAUCCGAGAAAACAAGAUGAUGCAUUUUCACCCCACAGCUAUGACCAGACUAUCUGUGGAAUUCUCUUUUCCCUCUUCUCAUUGAACAUUCAAUGAAAAUCUCAUUGAAAAUGAGAUUGGACUGGAAAUCUACAGAUUUUUUUGGUUGAGCUAUGGGUUUGAGGGAUAUGUGUGACUUUUACACCGGCAGUCUCCCAGUGAGUUCCAUUGGGAAAUUUAUUUUAUCUAAUGAUAUUUUUCUAUUUCUUCAUGAUGCCAUGUGUAGACUGAGACAAACUUAAAAAAUAGUUUAUUAAUGUUUAAUAUCAAGUAAGACUGAAGAGGUAAAUGUAUAGUACAUUUUAAAAGACAUUUGCAUAUAUAUUUUUUAUACAUUGUUCUCAUUCCUAGCUUGUUAUUAAACAUUUUAUAAAACAUU